Messenger RNA from Darwinula stevensoni, 1362 nucleotides. NCBI's taxonomy places the organism in Eukaryota, Metazoa, Arthropoda, Ostracoda, Podocopida, Darwinulidae. The record is from the annotation of a GenBank genome assembly.
GGAAUUUAUACCAGUGAACCAUUGAACGGCGAAAAUCUGGAUUUUUGUACAAAAACAGGCAAUUUCGCCUACACCAUCAGCAAUAACCUGUUUAUAUCCAGAUCUAACGGAGAUUCUUCAGUUGUGACCGAUUUUAAGGAUAAAAAUAUUGUAGCAGGACAAUCGAUAGCCCGAAAUGAAUUUGGAAUCCAAAAAGGUACCUUCUGGUCACCUGAUGGAAAAAUGCUUGCUUUUUAUCAGAAAAAUGAGAGUGAUGUAACAGAUUAUCCAUUAGUAGAUAUUACUACAACACCUGCUACGCUGAUGUCAAUAAAGUAUCCGAUGGCCGGAAUGUUGAGCGAAAUCCCUUCAGUUGGAGUGUAUGACCUUACUGGAAAUUCAUUGAUAUAUCUGAAAACCAUUGAAGAUGAUCAUUAUCUCACUAAUCUUACCUGGGAUCCUUCAGGACAGUUCAUUUACAUAGCCGAGAUAAACAGGGCACAGGACAAUUUCUGGUUUAACAAAUAUGAUGUUAAAACCGGAGAAAAAGUCAAAACUUUGUUUGAGGAACAUAAUGACAGAUAUGCCGAACCUACUGAUGUAGCAUGGUUUAUUCCUGGGAGGGAAAAUGAGUUUCUAUGGUUUAGUUACAGGAAUGGUUUUAAGCACUUAUACCAUUAUAAUACUGAUGGUAAACUGCUGAAUCAGGUCACUGACGGCUUGUUCCCGGUUAAUGCCAUUUUAGGAACUGAUAAAUCAGCUUAUGAUGAAUCCGGACUGAAUGAUGGUCUGUAUUUGGUGUCCCUUGAUAAGUUGAAAAUGCAGAAGCUGAAUUCAGAACCCGGAGUUCAUACUUUCGUGCCCAGUAAAAGCGGAAAAUAUUUGAUAGACACAUAUUCAAAUCUGACAACACCAAAAAAAAUUAAUAUAACAGAUCAUAAAUCCAAUAUUGUUCAGAAUCUGCUAGUUUCUAAAAAUCCUGUGGAUUCAGUUAAAAUUGGAGAAACUGAAAUACUGAGUAUUUUAGCCGGAGAUAGUAAAACUUUGCUAAAUGGCCGGAUCAUAAAACCUUUUGAUUUUAACCCGGCUAAAAAAUAUAAAGUAUUUGUUUAUGUUUAUGGAGGUCCAAAAUUGCAGAUGGUAAGAAAUGGCUGGCUUGCAUAUUCUUCUUUGUGGAUGUAUGCACUUGCAAAUAAUGGAUAUGUAGUUUUUGUGCUUGAUAACAGGGGAUCUGAAAACAGGGGUUUUGAGUUUGAAAGCACAAUACACAGAAAUCUCGGGGUAAAUGAAACCGAAGAUCAGAUGCAGGGAGUAAAAUAUCUUAAAUCUCUUCCUUAUAUACUACAAAAAUGGCUGUACACGGCUGGUCUUAUGGAGGAUUUU